Molecule: messenger RNA, 4584 nt
Organism: Tetrahymena thermophila SB210
Lineage: Eukaryota; Ciliophora; Oligohymenophorea; Hymenostomatida; Tetrahymenidae
Product: transmembrane protein, putative
Exons: 15
Source: RefSeq, a predicted model, not a curated record
AUGAAAAUAUCUUUUAAAUCUAUCUUAAAUAUUAAUUCAUUUUUAUUUUUGAUUGAUUAACAUUUUCUAAUAGGAAAUCAGUUAUUAUUUAUUAGAUAAUUAGUACGUUUAUUUUAUAUUCUUAAAUUCUUUAUUCAUGUUUGGUUGAAUGCUAAUCAAAAAGAAAUCUAAAUUCAAAAAUAAUAAAUAAUUGAAAAUUUUAUAUUAAUAAUAAAAAUCAUUAUUAUUUUAUUUAAGUUAUUAGUUUGGUAAGCAACUCAAUUAAUAAAUCGAUAUUUUAAAUAGCCAAGCAAAUAUAUUUCAAUGUCAGUUGACGACUAGUUUAAGCAGUUAUUAUAAAGCGAAAAUGAUUAUGAAGAUCAAAUUGGCUUAUUUGUCUCUCAUUUUUCUUCUGAUGAGGCUAGUGCAUAAAAAUUAGCGAGUAGAAUUUUUAAGACAAUUAAUUCGUUAUUUACUCGUAAGAAAAUUCCAAUAAGAUACUAUUUAUCAGCAAGACUUGUAAAAGAUCUGAUGAUUUUAGAUUAAAACAGAUUUGAAAAUUUAUGUGCAAUUGAAAUUAUCCCAUCUUAUAAUAUCAUCCUUUAGAAACUUGCUAAUAGCAAUAUAGACUCAAAAUUAUCAGAAUACUUUGGAGAUUCAAUAUAAAACGACAGAGACAGAGUAGCUGCAAGAAAGUUUUUUUAAAUACUUCUUGAAAGCGUUUCAGUUUGGGGGAGAUAAAUUUAAUCAAAUCAAGUUUUUAGAGACAAUUAUUAACAGUUAAAGUAGAAAAAUGUUCCCUUCCCCACAAGAUUUGAAUUUUAUGACAACGAAUAAUUUGAAGACUACUACGAUAAUUAGAAUAUAGCUGGAUAAUAUCAUGGAGAAUAAAUUAGAUCUGAAGAGUAAAAAAAUUAAGGCAACAAUGGAAAAAGUAAUAACUAAUUAAAUGAGAAUUUAGCGAAGUACCAAAGCUUUCAAAAAAAACUUUAAAGCUGUGUAGAUUAAAAUAGAUAAAACGAAAAUUAACUUAAGAAUGAAUUGACAAUACUUGAAAAGUAGAUUAAAGAAAAUAUUGAGAGUCUUGAACAAGAUUUGCAGGUUUGCAUUACAAAUCAAAACUAAGACCUCUAACUUGAAUAGAUGAUGGAAAAAGUUUUUGAGUAUCAAAGCUAUUUCAUUGAAUUAGAAUAAGAUAUUGAAAAAUAUAAAAAUGGUUUAUUUGAUCCUUAAAGAUUUUUUUCUAAAUAUGGAAGUAAAAAUUAUUAAAAUGAGAGUAGAACAAAUCCUGGUUCAAAUAAAUAAUUUGAUAAUACCCCUACACCAUAGGAUAAUAUGAUUAGAAAUUCUUAACUUCCUUAACAAAAACCACCUAUUUAACAAAAUUUAUAUAACUUAAAUGAAGAUGAAGAAGAUAAUGAUGACAACUUUUAGCAGCAAUUCUAACAAAAUAAAAAUCAAACUUAGUUAUCAUAAAAGAAUAUAGAGCAGCAAAACCAAAAAUCUUAGAUUGAGCAAUAAAAGCUAUUAGAACAAUAGUAGCUAAAGGAAUAACAACAAAGAGAACAAUAAAUUAAAGAUCAAUAAAUCAAGGAGUAGCAAUUAAGAGAAAAAUAAUAAAAAGAAUAAUUAUUAAAAGAGCAGCAAUAAAAAGAACAGCAACUAAGAGAACAAUAAUAAAAAGAAUAAAAGUUAAGGGAGUAGUAAUAGUAGGAAUAAUUGUUAAGAGAAUAGUAAUAAAAUGAAUAAUAAAUGAUAGAGUAAUAAAUGAGAGAAUACGAAAUAGCUUAAUAACUUAUGAAAGACUAAUAACAGAAAAGCCAACAUUAAGCAUUGUCAUAAAUCUAAAAUAAGUAACCAUAAUAAUAAUAAGAAAAAUCCAUGAAAUUAUCAGAUUUAAAUAAAAUUAAAGAAUAAUAAAAAUAAAAAUAAAAUUUUGAAUCUGAUUAACUCGAAAAUGAGAAUAAUUUUAUGUAAAAUUAAGACAAACCUAAAAACUCCAAAAAUUAUUUUUAGGAAGAGGAGUUUUAUGAUCCUAACCGUGCAGUUGCAUAACAGCAGGAAUUUAAGAAUAAUAACAAUAAUAAUAAAGCAGAUAAUUUUAAUAGCUAAAGUGAGGUUGAAUAACAGAAUUAGCAAAUGAAGUUAGAUUAGAAAUUUAAUGACUAAAGCAGGAUAGGAUAUUAAAGUGAGUAUUAAGAAAAAAGUUUUAAGAGUUUUACUAACGAAUCUUACAGAAAUAAGCACUAUCAGUCAAUGAUUGUUAAGUCAAAUUCUUAAUCUAAAUUCACAAAAACAAUCAACGAAAAUCUUGAAAAGUACAUUCAACCAUAUGCUUCUUCAAAAAUUGGCUUCAAUCAGUCUAUUUCGAAUAUGGACAGAACGGAGUAAACUAAAUCAUAAGGUCCAGAAAAAAAGAAACCAGUUUUUAGCUAAAAUGAAAAGUUAAAAGAAGUAAAACAAGAAAAUGUUAACCUUCAAUCGAAAAUAGUUGAACUUUAAAGCAAUGUUAAAAUGCUAUCAUAGGCAGAUAAGAACUAAUAUCUAGUCGAAUUAAAAUAAUAAAACGAUGAGAAUACAAGAAGGAUUUAGGAGUAAAACGAAAUAAUAAAAUAAUUACAAGAGUCACUUGCUUCGAUUCAAGAUGAAAAUAAUAAACUGAAAUCAUAGGGCUCCUCACUUUCUAAUAAUUUGGAAAAUGAAUAACUUAAAAGUUAAAUAAGCAAAUUAUAGCAUGACUACUAAGAGUUACUUUAUCACCAAAGAAACACUCAAAGAUCAGAAAAUUAGAUGUCGUUCCCAGAUGGAAAUAUUGAAUCACAUCCCUAAUACUAAGCCUUGAUAAAAUAGAAUGAGGAUUUGAAAUCUCGUUUGAGUUAACAGGGAGGAUCUUCAAAUCAUGGUUCUUUAAUUCACAAUUAAGCGUCCAUGCCACCUUCAUCUAAUUUUCCUAUAUAGUCACCAAAUUCUUAGGCUAGGGGAAGAAUAGAUAAUUAUUAAAGCGUUCCUGCAGGAGGAUAACCAUCUAAGAGAUAUUAAUCUCCAAAGAUUUUCUAAGAGUUUAGGCCAAGAGGAGUAGACGAAUAAGUACUUCGUUAAUCAGUAGAUAGCUUAAAUAUUUAAGGGUAUCAAUCUAGUUUGAUGGGAUUAAGACAAUAAAAUCCUUAAAUUUAACAAAAUGCACCAUAAAAUACUUUUAACAAUAAUGGAUUGUAAUUAGACUAAUAAAAUUAAUAACGUUUUAAAUAAAAUAGCGGUUCCCUUUAUAAUUCUUAAGUAAAUCAGUCAGGAAAUAACCACUUUAAAUAGCAUUAACCUAUUUUUUCAUAAUAAUUACCCCCAAAUAUUAUUAGAAGAACAUUUGAAUCUCCUUAAUAAUAAAGCUAUAAAGGAGGCAUGGAUAAUAUUGUCUCUUAAUUUAAUGGAAGCGAUUAAUAAGUACAAAAAUUAAAUAUUAAGAGAGAAUUUAACACACCACCAUCCUAAUAGGGGUAGAGGAUCCCAAGUAGUGGUAAUGGGUAGAACAACCAUACAUCUCCAAAAAGGAUAUUUGAUGGAAUAGGUGAUAUGAAAGAUGUUUCUUAAAUACCUUCGAUUAUAUUUAAUGAUAAAAGAGAAGAAAUUGAAAGUAUACAGAAAAAUAAUUAGUCUACUCAAUCUUAUAAUGAAUCUGUUAAGGAAAUACUGAAUCCUCUUUCAACUAAGAAUAACCUCCCAUAAGAUUAGCAAUUAGUUAGUAAAAAUACCAACAAAAGUAAACCUUUGAAUUUCUCAGAAGUUAAAGAAGGGGAAGAAGUUAAAUUUGAUAAGAAUCUGUUUAGUUUAAUCUUACAAUAUGUGGCUAAGUUAAAUAGAUUCAAAGCUUCAUGUCUAAAAACUAAAUACCCUAUUUAUGAAGAUUCACAAGUUUAAAUAGGUGUUGUUACAAAUCAUCAGCAGCAGAAUGGAGGAAAUUAUUUUAGAGUUUAGUUGUACUAUUCAAAUAAAGGAUCAAGAUCUUUAAAAAACUUAAAAGUAACAGUUUUAGAUGAAUAAAAAAAUUAUUAAGUCCAUGUAAGUCCUGAAAUAAUUGCUGAAAUUGAACCAAAACAAUAAAAAAAAUAAGAAUUAUUAAUAGCCUAUUCAUAUAUGCCAUUUAAUCCUUGCUUUAUUAGUAUCAAUUAUAGCGGUGUUUCUCCUUUGUAUCUAGGAUUACCAAAUACAGUUAACAAAAUGUUCUAAUAUAAGGAUAUCAACAAAGAUCUUUUCAAAAGACAAUUUAAAGAAAGAAAAUAUAUUAAAUACAUUUACAUUCCUGAAUGCAAUCCUAAAUUUGCUAAAACUCAUCAAGAUUUUAAAAUGUACUUAGAAAAAUUAGUAGAUUUAAAUCCUGAGAGUGAAUUUGAUCACAUUCAAGGAACAUCUAAAUUUAAGAUGGGUCUCCAAUUUUCACUUGAUCAAUACUCAAACGAAAGAAAUCCUUAAGAUUAUUUAAUGAAAAUAGUGUGUAAUCCAGAUUAAAGUGCUCAUAUAUUUAUUGCAUUCAGCGACUAUAAUUAAAAUGAUAAAGUUGAAUUCAUUCUUAAUACUUUCUGUUUCUUGUUUUCUUCAAAUAAAGGCGAUUGA